AUGUCUUGCUCCUCUGAGUCUUCAGACGAUAGCUUCCACAGUUUGCCUGCCCUUGAUGAGCUGCUGCAUAACACCUUCUCAGAAGUUCCUAAGAAUUUCAAUGUAGUACACAUCAACGCGCAGAGUAUUCCAGCACAUUAUGCGGACAUGCUAGCUACGUUUGACAACAAAAAUAUCCACGCUAUUCUUGUGUCAGAGACAUUUUUAAAUCCUAGCCUUUCUUCUACUUCUGUCUGUCUUCCAGGUUUCCAAAUGAUUCGCAAUGACCGUGCUAGUUCUUCACAUGGUGGGGUAGCCAUUUAUCUUCGUAGCCAUAUUCCUUUUGCAAUCCUCAGUACUUCACCUCAACCCCCUCCACCUGAUACUGCAGAACAUCUGUUUCUGGAAGUUACUUUGUCUCAUCAUAAACUACUUCUGGGAGUUUACUAUUGCCCAUCUCUAAGAAUUGACUACUUUUCCGCUCUUGAAAAGCUCCUUGAAGACUUUGCUCCUUCAUAUGAUCAUACCAUUUUGAUGGGUGAUUUUAAUACUUGCCUUCAUAAAAAUGAUUCACGUUCGAGCAGUCUUCGUUCUGUUAUAAAUUCCUGUAACUUACAUAUUCUUCCAUCUAACGCUACGCAUCAUUUUCCUAACUGUACUCCCUCUCUUCUGGACCUCAUAGCAGUCUCUUCUCCCGAACUUGUCACCAAGCAUGGUCAAUUCACGGCUGAUGCCUUUUCCUAUCACGACCUCGUGUACCUGUCGUAUAGGGUGCGCGUGCCCAAGGCUAAGCCUAAAAUUCUCCUACAACGUAAUUUUGGAGCCAUGGACUUAGAUCGAUUGCGUGAAGACGCGAGUAGAGUUGACUGGUCAGUAGUGGACAGUGUUGGUUCGGUGGAUGAACAGGUCGAGUUAUUUACAUCGCUACUGACUCACCUUUAUGAUGUACAUGCACCAGUUCGACCCGUUCGGAUCAGGCGCCUUCCUGCACCGUGGCUGAGUAAUGACCUUCGAAGUUAUAUGGAGAAGAAGAAUCGUGCGAAAACCAGAUACAAAAUUGAACCAUCUGAUGCGAAUUGCAAAAAAUAUCACCGAAUCAGAAAUCGCUGCAACACAUUGAUUAGGGAUGCUCAGCGACGCCACAUCCACACAUCCAUCGAAAAUGGUAACCCCACUAAAAUUUGGAAUUUCCUUAAGUCGCUUGGAGUUGGAAAACAAAAUGGUGGGCACGGUCGAAACGGAUUUGGGCACGGUGGAAACGGACAUAGGCAUGGUGGACAUGGGCACGGUGGGCAUGGAGGAGGCGGAAAGGCGGAGGAGGCGGUGGAGGAGGCGGAGGAGGCGGAGGAGGCGGUGGUGGCGGUGGUGGCACUGGUGGAGGACACGGCGGUACUGGACAAGGUGGAGGACACGGUGGCCACGGACAAUAGCAGCGGGUGCCUGCAAUCUGUGCCAGGUCGUCGGUCCACCUCGUGA
Molecule: messenger RNA, 1455 nt
Organism: Hyposmocoma kahamanoa
Lineage: Eukaryota; Metazoa; Arthropoda; Insecta; Lepidoptera; Cosmopterigidae
Exons: 2
Coding region: 1-1455 (484 amino acids)
Molecular function (GO): catalytic activity
Source: RefSeq, a predicted model, not a curated record